AGCGAUGUCAUGGCAUUUUCUAUUUUUAGCAUGUGACGUAAUCGAGUACCUGGGCCCGGUCACUAGCACCCUGCCACGCGCCACAAGCACCCCAGCUCCAUCUACGGAAACUAGGAGCGGUGCUACUUCAGCAUUUAUCUCCAAAGAUGGCGCCACGACAACUAGUGUUGGAACAACGACUACUGCUGUGGAACAGAAUGGGAUCAGUAAACUCGUUCCCGCGCUAGCGUCUGCUGCGGCAGCUGCGUUGCUGAUGGUCAUCGUCAUCGUCGUCAUCAUCGUCGUCAUCAGGAGGCGAAAAAGACCCGACACUGCUCCUCUCUCUACUCCCUCUUCCGACGACCCAGGUGGCGCUGUCUCAACCAACGCACCAGCCAACCAACAAGAGAGCAUCAUCUACAACGAGAUAUACGAUUCGUCGACGCCUCAACAAACUAAGCUGCGCGAUGAUGUAGGGGGCGCCACUAGCCAGCCCGGCGGCAUGACCUAUAACGACAUGUACGAGUCGGCCGAUGGAGCUGCCGGAAACAAUGGAGCAGCGAAUGACGGUGACGCCAUCUAUAACGAUAUCUACGAAGGAGGUUGCGGUGCUUCAAUGCAAGUCAACGACAUUUACGAAGCCGGCGCGUCGGCCGACGAGUACGAUUACACAUACGCGCCAGUAGGUGGCGCCACUGGGCAGGACGUCGGUGCAGACGGAGUGUACGCAACCAUUCAGUGAUGCCGUGCUGUGACGAGCGACGUGCGGUGUUCGUGCGAACAGAUUAUGCAGCACGUGACAAUGAAAACACUGCGACGAUUACGUCACACUGACGUCGUCACCACGUUAUUCGAAUUGUUGGCGCGACCGAUCACCGUCGACAAGCUGUGUGGAAGAGGAAGAACCGUAUUGCUUAUAGUGACAAUACUACC
Molecule: messenger RNA, 912 nt
Organism: Priapulus caudatus
Lineage: Eukaryota; Metazoa; Priapulida; Priapulimorpha; Priapulimorphida; Priapulidae
Exons: 4
Coding region: 5-721 (238 amino acids)
Source: RefSeq, a predicted model, not a curated record